CCUCCAUUGGGCGAGGGGUUUCACUGACCGAGAGUCGCAACCGCGAUGGCGACGGUCAAGGGUAGCGUAUGGGAGAUCGGCGUCGAGGACAUUGUGGCGGCCGGGCUACCGCCCGAGGAGGCGCAGCGCUUCCAUUCGCGGCUUCGUGGGGCGGUUGGGAAGGAGCCCCGCGUGGGGGCGGAGUCGGAGGCGUGGAGGGCCGUCGUGGACAACGGUCUACUGAGGCCUGAUCACCCCCAUCCUCUCCACCAGCUCGUCUACUACUCCGUCUACUCUACCUGGGACAGGGCCCUCCGGGGCCCGCCUCCCUACUGGUUCCCCUCCUUGUCACAAUCCAAGUACACAAAUCUUGGAAAACUGAUGGAACAUCAUGGUCCAAAAAUUUUAGGUUCAUCGUAUCAUGACCCGCUUACAAGCUUUGCCCUCUUCCAAAAGUUCUCAGUGCUCCAUCCUGAGGUGUUCUGGUCAAUUAUGAUUAAGGAGCUUUCAGUGGUAUUCCAAAGCGCCCCAACAUCUAUGUUGGAUACUUCAGACAAUUCCAAUGCUAGUGGGACGUGGUUUCCAGGUGCAGUACUAAAUAUUGCUGAAUGUUGUAUUCAACCAGUAGAUUUCCAGAAAAAGACAGAUGAAAGUGCAGCUAUUCUCUGGAGGAAUGAAGGUUUUGAUGAUUUCCCAAUAAACUAUUUGUCACUGAAGGACCUUCGCAAUCAAGUCAUGUCAGUUGCAAGUGCUCUGGAGAAAAUAUUUAUGAAGGGAGAUGCAAUUGCCAUAGAUAUGCCAAUGACAUGCACUGCAGUAAUCAUAUACCUAGCAAUUAUCCUUGCUGGAUGUAUUGUUGUAUCUAUAGCUGACAGUUUCACAUCAAAUGAAAUUGCAAAACGAAUGGAGGUGGCAAAAGCCAGAGGAAUAUUUACUCAGGACUUCAUUCUUCGAGGAGAAAGAAAGAUUCCACUUUACAGGCGUGUUGCAAAGGGUACAUCUUGUAUUGCUAUUGUUGUUCCUGCACUUGGCGAUGAUGUGGGAGUUCAACUAAGAGAUCAUGAUAUGCCAUGGAAAGAUUUUCUUCUAUCUGCUGCUUCAUUUCCAAGCAUUCAAUGUGACUAUCUUCCAGUGUAUCAAUCAGGAGAUAGAGUAACCAAUAUAUUAUUUUCUUCAGGGACAACAGGAGAACCUAAAGCUAUUCCUUGGACUCAGAUAUCGCCGAUAAGAUGUGCAGCUGAUUCAUGGGCCCAUAUAGAUAUUCGACCGGGAGAUAUUUGUUGCUGGCCGACAAAUUUGGGGUGGGUAAUGGGACCAAUUUUACUUUAUUCAUGUUUCUUAAAUGGAGCUACUAUGGCUCUCUACCAUGGAUCUCCUCUUGGACAUGGUUUUGGAAAGUUUGUGCAGGAUGCAUCUGUGACAAUGUUAGGAACAGUUCCCAGCCUAGUGAAAUAUUGGAAGAGCAGCAAAUGCAUGGAAGGUCUUGACUGGUCCAAGAUCAGGGUAUUUGCUUCUACUGGUGAAGCAUCUGAUAUCGAUGAUGACCUAUGGCUCUCUUCGCGCAACUUCUACAAACCAAUUAUUGAAUGUUGCGGUGGAACUGAACUUGCAUCUUCUUAUAUACAGGGCAGCUUGUUGCAGCCACAAGCUUUUGCUGCAUUUAGCAGUCCAUCAAUUUCAACAGGAUUAGUCAUUAUUGACGAACGAGGAAUUCCUUAUCCAGAUGAUCAACCUUGUGUUGGAGAAGUAGGCUUGUUUCCGGUAUAUAUGGGUGCAACUAAUAGGUUGCUCAAUGCUGAUCACAAGAAGGUUUACUUUGAUGGAAUGCCAACAUACAAAAUGUCGACGCUUCGACGACAUGGGGAUAUAAUCCAAAGAACUGUGGGUAAUUAUUACAUUGUGCUUGGCAGAGCCGAUGAUACCAUGAAUCUUGGGGGCAUUAAGACAAGUUCAGUGGAGAUAGAACGCAUAUGCAACAAAGCUGAUGAAAAUGUGAUGGAGACGGCAGCAGUGAGUGUUCGAUCCAGGACUGGGGGACCUGAGCAGCUGGUUGUGUUGGCAGUUCUUAAAAAUGGGUCGGCAAAUUGUCAUCCAGACUUUCUCAAAGCUAAAUUCCAGAAAGCCAUCCAGAACCACCUCAAUCCUUUGUUCAAGGUAAGCUUUGUAAAAGUUGUUCCAGAGUUUCCUCGGACUCCGUCGAACAAAUUGCUGAGAAGAGUGCUAAGAGAUCAGCUCCAACAAGAGCAUUUUACUUUCAGCAAACUGUGAAAUAAUGAAAUUUGAAAGGGGAUCAGAUCAGUUUGAAGCAAUGGCGCAUAUCAGGUACAUUCUCGAUGCGAAUCUAGUGAGUUAUCAGCCUGCAACGGUCAUCUGGUACAUUCACGGAGAUCACCCUGUAGGUCAAUAAAAAUUUACUUUCUUUUGUACGCUAAAUCUGUUCUUUGCACUGUGGUUCUGCAAUCAAUAAAGGUUUACCUUCUUCAGGAGUUAUAGAAUGA
Zingiber officinale is the source of this 2477-nucleotide messenger RNA. Its product is annotated as probable CoA ligase CCL12. Lineage: Eukaryota; Viridiplantae; Streptophyta; Magnoliopsida; Zingiberales; Zingiberaceae. The transcript is spliced from 14 exons. The coding region runs from base 46 to 2247 and encodes 733 amino acids. The record is from RefSeq and is a predicted model, not a curated record.